Molecule: messenger RNA, 237 nt
Organism: Dovyalis caffra
Lineage: Eukaryota; Viridiplantae; Streptophyta; Magnoliopsida; Malpighiales; Salicaceae
Source: the annotation of a GenBank genome assembly
AUGAAGAAUGGAGAAGUCCUCUUUGUUUACAAGGUGGGUUUGAAAAGGAAUAAGAAAUCAUCCCCUUUCCACUUAUUCAAUCCAGAAGAAGAGGAAUUUAGUGAGUUUAGAAUUAAGGGCUGCAAGAUUUUUCCCAACCGGAAUACACACAGGAAGAAGCUCAGGAAGCUUAACAAGAGAAGGUUAUCGGAAAAUCAAAAGGGGAUCGAAAGUUCAAGCCCAGCAAAAGACGAGUAA